Kogia breviceps (pygmy sperm whale) is the source of this 1818-nucleotide messenger RNA. It is a transcript of the gene SLA, whose product is annotated as Src like adaptor. The record is from RefSeq and is a predicted model, not a curated record. Gene Ontology annotation, biological process: signal transduction; regulation of MAPK cascade. Gene Ontology annotation, cellular component: nucleoplasm; plasma membrane; cytoplasm. Gene Ontology annotation, molecular function: phosphotyrosine residue binding; epidermal growth factor receptor binding. NCBI's taxonomy places the organism in Eukaryota, Metazoa, Chordata, Mammalia, Artiodactyla, Physeteridae.
UGUACUCUAAACUGGGUCAUUCUCCACCCAGAGGGCUCGUGGCUCACUCUCCGUGUGGAUCCCCUGAGCCGUUGGCUUCAAGUGGCUUCAACAGCCCAGCCCGGGGAGAGAGAAAAAUGGGAAACAGCAUGCGAUCUACCCCGGCGCCUCCCGAGAGGCCUCUGCCUAGCCCAGAGGGACUGGAUAGCGACUUCCUGGCUGUGCUGAGUGACUACCCGUCUCCUGACAUCAGCCCCCCGAUAUUCCGCCGUGGGGAGAAACUGCGUGUGAUUUCUGAUGAAGGGGGCUGGUGGAAAGCUAUUUCCCUUAGCACUGGUCGAGAGAGCUACAUUCCUGGAAUAUGUGUGGCCAGAGUUUACCAUGGCUGGCUGUUUGAAGGGCUGGGCAGAGACAAAGCUGAGGAGCUGCUACAGCUGCCAGACACGAAAAUCGGCUCCUUCAUGAUCAGGGAGAGUGAGACCAAGAGAGGUUUUUAUUCGCUCUCGGUUAGACACCGGCAGGUGAAGCACUACCGCAUCUUCCGUCUGCCAAACAACUGGUAUUACAUUUCCCCAAGGCUCACCUUCCAGUGCCUGGAGGACCUGGUGAACCACUAUUCUGAGGUGGCCGACGGCCUCUGCUGUGUGCUGACCACGCCCUGCCUCACUCAGACCACGGCUGCCCCAGCAGUGAGGGCCCCCGACGCACCUGUCACCUUGCGCCAGAAGACCUUCGACUGGAAGAGGGCAUCCAGACGGCAAGAUGACCCGGAGGGGGCUGAGAAUCCACUCAGUGUGGAUGAGUCCCUUUUCAGCUACGGCCUGCGGGAAAGCAUCGCCUCCUACCUGUCCCUGACUGGGGAUGACAGCACCUCCUUCGAUCGAAAGAAGAAAAGCGCCUCUUUGAUGUACAGUGGAAGCAAAAGAAAGAGCUCUUUCUUCUCGUCGACGCCGUACUUUGAAGACUAGCCCGAGAACAGACACCAUGGCGUUUGCCCAAAAUAACAGAGGUUCAAACUGUCACCUGGGAUCUUGCAGAGAGGCAUGGUUUCCUGGUCCCUGGGGAAACCCACAUCUUCCAGAAACCAAGAGAGGCCACAUGGAGAAUUGAACUCUCAUCUUCUCCAUCUGCGUCAUGACAAAGGGAACCCCUCCCUGGCAUCUGAUCGGGCACUUUGCAAAAUGCGGACUCCUGGCGCGUUCGGGCGAGGGUUCCGAAGAGCCCUGCGUGUGUGCACGUGCACGCCGCAUUUGUGGGAAAGACAAAGACGCUGUCUCACAGAAACGUGCCCAACCAAGGACCGCUCUGCAACACACCGCCCAGGUGGGCUCACUCUGAGGUCCCUGAAGAAAACUUCUAAAUGAGAAAAGCCCGAGAAGAAGAUGAACCAGAAACUGUGGCCUGGCAGAAAGUCUGGGUUUGCAAAUUGAUCUCCUGCAUUGAACUUUUGUAACCAAUCUGUAAAGAGACCUCCGGGAUACAGUUCCUCUCUUUUUAAGGGAGAUCAGUGACACUAAAUGCUAACCUUCCUUAUGAGCCCUGAAUGGGGAGAUCCCUUUGGGCUUCUCAUUCCAAAGGUACGUGUGUAGAAGUCAGAUGGCCUCCCUACUUCCGCUGAGACCACGAGUAAUGGGGGAGGGGGUGGCUGCUGACGGGGAAAGCACGAGGGCAGGCCUGGCACCAUGCAAGAUUUCAUGAGGUCGCCAACCACGGCUCACAGCACAGGAGGAGCUUCUCUGGGGUGCUGAGAUUCUUGUCUAUAUUAAUGCAUCAAUUACUCAUUCAUGACAGUGACUGCCAGAGCGGCCCUGUGUUCAGUUCUGUGUAAGGUGUCAGGUC